Cladocopium goreaui is the source of this 1962-nucleotide messenger RNA. The record is from the annotation of a GenBank genome assembly. NCBI's taxonomy places the organism in Eukaryota, Dinophyceae, Suessiales, Symbiodiniaceae.
AUGGUGCCAAAGCGAGUUCUCAAACCAGCGCCUCAGGUGGUUCCAGCUUUGCCGCCUGCUAGUGCGCAACCUGCCCCUAGCAAGCUGCUCCCAGUUUAUGAUGAGGAGGCAGAAGCCGUGAAAGAUUUGCCACCAACACCAAUGGAGCAGAUCCCUGACUGUGUGGUUGAAGAGGCCCCCAUGCAGACUCAGGCGGGGUCAGUGCCAGCCCCUGCUGUCAUGAUGCCACCACCUGCAACGGCAUCUGCUACUGGACUUGCGACACCUGUGGAUCAUGGGCAAGAUGUUCCUCGUUCGCCUGACGGUGAGGAUGAGCCCAUGUCCAAACGAGCAAGAAUUUGCAUGAUUGCUGGUGUUGAGUAUGAACAUGAAGAUGAUCACAAUUACACCACGUUCAGUGGCAGUGAGCUUGAUGCGAUGGAAGAGUUUGACUUUGGCCUGACAACUGAUGAUGUUUCUAGUGAGGAGCCACAGUUCUCUGCAGAGAAGAUGGCCCAGCUUGACUCGAUAGCCAUGUAUGUGGAAACAACACGCUUGAAACAGAUGGAAGUGCUCUUGCCACCUGAGACCUUGCAAGGGACUGACCCCAAACGGCUGUCCACUCGUUUUGUCAUCACAUGGCGUGACAAGGUGAUUGAUGGAAAGAGGAUUGUUGCCCUGAGCUCAGCAGAAGCUGAGGUUCAUGCUGCAGUGUCUACAACAUGUGACGGCUUGCUUCUUCGCAUUUGCUUGGAGUUUUGCGUUGGUGAAAAGAUACGUUUGAAAAUCAUUGUGGAUAACAGCGCAGCCAAGCAGGUGCUUCAACGGAGUGGAGUCGGACGCAUACGUCACCUUUCAUGCAGAGUGUUGUGGAUUCAGCAGCUGGUCAAGUCAAAGCAGUUGGAAACCAGCACAAUUCCAACAAAGGAAAACUAUGCAGACCUUGGGACGAAGAAGCUUUCCAGAGACAGAAUGCAGUACUUGAUGAAUGGUGUUGGCGUUUUCGAUGAGAGCGUGGGCGAGCUUGUUGGUGCUGAGAUAGUUUUGAGAGAAAAGGCCGCAGGUGACUUCAGACAUGUCCUGCGUAUGAUGCGUGAAAGUAUUGGAGAAGACUCCAAUCACAAAACGAUGGUUUCAGCCAAGAAGACGUUGCGUGCUUUGCUGAUGUUGACCCUUGUGAGCACAACAGACGCCUUGAGCCUACCGAGCCCAAUGUCGUUUUUGCUGCGUGAGCAAUUUCCAAACCAUGGAUUUUCACUGGCAGUGAUCUCAUUUUUGGUGAUUCUUUUCGUUUGCGUUUCUGCAGUGGCCAUGAUGCCGCAUGUGAAUGAACCCGAACCAGAAGCUGAAGUGAGUGUUGAGAGAGAAGCCCGAGCUUCAACAAGACAGUUCAACAAACCGGCAGUUUAUGGUUUUCUUUGCGUUUCCGUGAAACAGACCUUGCGUUUGAUCGACGAGGCUGAAUACGAGAGCAAUGAUGCUGAAGUGAGUUCACUGAAUGCCAUGCAUGAGUUGCUGAUGGAUAUGUAUUCACGGUUUGAAGAAGAUGGUAUUUCUCCAGAAGGUGUUCGAUCCAUGGUGGAGCUUCACAAUUCCUUGAGAAGUCAUGAACCUGAGUUCAAUGCUUUCAGUUGCAUCAGUGUGGAGCCUGAAAGUGGAUUCACAAACGAUGCUGAUGAACCAGAAGUUGAAAGUUUUCUUCCUCCAGAUCCUCCUGCUGAUUUCGUUUUGAUAGAGCCUGCUGCAGCGUUUGAACCCCACAGUCCAGAGCAUAUGGCGCUUUGGAUGAUUCAAAGGUUGACAGAACGUUUGGGAAGAGCCAUGGAAAGUGGCCGUGCUGCGAGCGUUUUGAAAUAUGUGGAGCAGAGAGAAGUCAUGGUUCGAAUCUGUUGGUUCUGUUCAGAGCACCCAGAACAAAGAAAUGGAGUCUGGAUGAUGAUGCAAGAUCUUACCGAUCUUUCGAGCUCAGACGAUGAGAGUUAG